Molecule: messenger RNA, 8629 nt
Organism: Lampris incognitus (smalleye Pacific opah)
Lineage: Eukaryota; Metazoa; Chordata; Actinopteri; Lampriformes; Lampridae
Product: protein unc-79 homolog
Exons: 51
Molecular function (GO): protein binding
Source: RefSeq, a predicted model, not a curated record
AAAAACACACCAAUUGGAUGUUUCCUGAAGUGUCAACGAAAAUGUCUACGAAAGCCGAACAAUUUGCUUCUAAGAUUCGAUACUUGCAAGAGUAUCACAACCGUGUGCAACACAAUAUUUACCCUGUGCCCUCUGGAACAGACAUUGCAAACACACUGAAAUACUUUUCCCAAACCCUGCUCAGCAUUCUGUCCCGCACAGGCAGGAAGGAGAACCAGGAAGCUUCCAAUUUGGCCGUGCCCAUGACCAUGUGUCUUUUUCCUGUGCCAUUCCCACUCACCCCAUCUCUAAGACCACAAGUCAGUUCCAUCAACCCUACAGUUACUCGCUCCCUCCUUUACAGCGUUCUGCGCGAUGCCCCAUCAGACCGCGGGGGGCAGGGGCAGCAGAGUCGGGACGCUCAGCUCUCAGAGUACCCCUCUCUGGACUAUCAGGGCCUCUAUGUGACCCUCGUGACCCUGCUUGACCUGGUGCCCCUGCUGCAGCACGGUCAGCAUGAUCUUGGACAGUCCAUAUUUUACACAACAACUUGCCUCCUGCCCUUUCUCAGUGAUGAUAUUCUCAGCACUUUGCCCUAUACAAUGAUCUCCACUUUAGCUACAUUCCCCUCUUUCCUCCACAAAGACAUCAUUGAGUACCUGAGCACCUCUUUCCUUCCCAUGGCUAUAUUGGGUUCCACACGAAGGGAGGGGGGUGUCCCAGCAUAUGUCAACCUUUCUGCUUCCUCUAUGCUUAUGAUUGCAAUGCAGUACACCUCAAAUCCAGUAUAUCACUGUCAAUUGCUGGAGUGUCUAAUGAAGCACAAACAGGAAGUGUGGAAGGAUUUGCUUUAUGUAAUAUCCUAUGGACCAUCCCAAGUGAAGCCUCCAGCGGUGCAGAUGCUAUUUCAUUACUGGCCAAACCUCAAGCCCCCCGGAGCCAUAAGUGAAUACAGAGGACUGCAGUACACAGCCUGGAACCCCAUCCACUGUCAACACAUUGAGUGUCACAAUGCCAUCAAUAAACCUGCUGUUAAGAUGUGCAUUGAUCCCACUCUUUCUGUUGCCCUGGGAGACAAGCCUCCUCCUCUUUACAUAUGCGAGGAGUGCAGCCAAAGGAUAGCAGGAGACCAUGCUGAAUGGCUUGUUGAUGUUCUGUUGCCCCAAGCUGAGAUAUCUGCCAUUUGUCAAAAGAAGAACUGUAGCUCUCACGUGAGGAGGGCAGUCGUCACCUGCUUCUCAGCUGGCUGCUGUGGGCGCCAUGGCAACCGGCCGGUCCGCUACUGCAAGCGUUGCCAUGUCAACCACCACAGCAGCGAGGUGGGGGCUGCGGCGGAGACCCAUCUGUAUCAGACCUCACCCCCGCCCAUCAACACCCGCGAGUGUGGGGCGGAGGAGCUGGUGUGCACCGUGGAGGCUGUUAUAAGCCUUCUGAAGGAGGCAGAGAUUCAUGCGGAACAGCGUGAGUUUGAGCUGAACAGGCGUCGUCAGAUGGGCCUGUCUGCCUCUCACCACUCUCUAGACAAUAUUGACUUUGACAACAAGGAGGAUGACCAGCAUGACCAACGCCUCCUCAGUCAGUUUGGCAUCUGGUUCCUGGUGAGCCUGUGCACCCCUAACGAGAACACGCCCACAGAGAGCCUGGCUCGCCUGGUCAGCAUGGUGUUCCAGUGGUUCCACUCCACUGCCUACAUGAUGGACGACGAGGUGGGCAGCCUGGUGGAGAAGCUCAAGCCUCAGUUCGUCACCAAGUGGUUGAAGACGGUGUGUGAUGUGCGGUUUGAUGUCAUGGUCAUGUGCCUGCUGCCCAAACCGGUGGAGUUUGCCAGGGUGGGCGGUUACUGGGACAAGUCGUGUAGUACGGUAACCCAGCUAAAAGAGGGCUUGAACCGAAUCCUAUGUCUGAUACCCUACAAUGUGAUCAGUCAACCGCUCUGGGAGUGUUUUAUGCCUGAGUGGCUGGAGGCCAUCCGCACCGAGGUGCCCGACCAUCAGCUGAAAGAGUUCCGUGAAGUGCUCAGUAAGAUGUUUGAUAUUGAGUUGUGCCCGCUACCGUUCUCCAUGGAAGAGAUGUUUGGCUUCAUCAGUUGCAGAUUCUCUGGCUACCCUGCGUCAGUGCAAGAGCAGGCUCUUCUGUGGCUGCAUGUAUUGUCAGAGCUGGAUAUUGUGGUGCCUCUUCAGCUGUUGAUUGGGAUGUUCUCUGAUGGGGUGAACUCCGUGAAGGAACUGGCCAACCAGAGGAAGGCACGGGUCUCAGAUCUGACAAGCAACACGGGGGCUCGUAGGGUAAGCGUGGUCUCAGACCCAGGCCGCCGUGGGCAGCACAACACCCUGAGCCCGUUUCCCAGUCCAUUCAGGAGCCCGUUUCGCAGCCCCCUACGCUGCAGCCCCUUCAAGAACCUGGGUCAUGCCACUGGCCAUUGUGCUCUGGAUCUGGACUGUGACGACGAUGACAUGAACCUCGGUUGCUUCAUCCUCAUGUUUGACCUCAUCCUGAAGCAGAUGGAGCUCCAGGAUGAUGGUAUGAUGCUGGGUCUAGACAGUAGCCUGGGAAAGGAUAUUGUAGGCAUCAUCAACAAUGUCUUCCAGGCCCCAUGGGGGGGCUCACACACCUGCCAGAAGGAUGAGAAGGCCCCGGAGUGCAGCCUGUGCCAAUCUAGCAUUCUGUGCUACCAGCUGGGUUGUGAGCUCCUGGAGAGGCUCACCCCCAGGGAAGAGAUACGGCUAGUGGAACCCACUGACAGUUUGGAGGAAACCUUGCUAAUGCCUCAGCCAGGCUAUUCCCUGGAGACUGGAAACGGGACCCAGGAGGCUGAUCACCCAAGUGGCACAAACCAUGACAACCCCAGCAACCACUCCCCUGAUAACCCACCCAUGAAGAACAAUUCUGAUAAGAAGUUCUCCUACCAGCAGCUGCCAGUGUCUCUGAAGCUGAUUUACACCAUACUGCAGGAAAUGUCGAAAUUUGAGGAGCCUGACAUCUUGUUCAACAUGCUGAACUGUCUGAAGAUCCUGUGUCUCCAUGGGGAGUGUCUGUACCUUGCCCGCAAGGAUCAUCCCCAGUUCCUGGCCUACAUCCAGGAGAAGAUGCUCAUCCCAAGUCUGUGGUCCAUGUUGAAGUCUGAGUUUUGCCAGCUGGCAUCCCUGACUGUGCCUCAGCUCCUCCAUGCCCUUUCUCUCUCCAAUGGGGCAGACAUCUUCUGGAACCUGAUCGACACAAACUUCAACAGCAAGGACUGGAAGAUAAGAUUUGAAGCCGUGGAGAAGGUAGCUGUGCUUUGCCGAUUCCUGGACAUCGGCUCGGUGACGAAGAACCACCUGCUCAAGUACUCCCUGGCUCACGCCUUCUGCUGCUUCCUGGCCUCUGUGGAGGAUGUCAACCCAGCUGUGGCCACGCGGGCCAGACUGCUGCUGGAUACCAUCAAAAGACCAGCCUUGCAGGGCUUGUGCCUGUGCCUGGAUUUCCAGUUUGACACUGUAGUGAGGGACCGACCUAUUAUCCUUAGCAAGCUUCUGCUACUGCACUUCCUGAAGAAGGAGAUUCCUGCUCUUAGCUGGGAGUUCUUUGUCAACCGCUUUGAAACACUGUCUCUUGAGGCCCAGCUACACCUGGACUGCAAUAAGGAGUUCCCUUUCCCCACUACCAUCACAGCCGUGCGCACCAAUGUAGCCAACCUGAGUGACACAGCGAUGUGGAAGAUUCGCCGUGCUCGCUUCGCCAGGAAUCGUCAGAAAAGUGUGCGCUCCCUCCGGGACAGUGUGAAGGGCCCAUCAGAGUCAAAACGGGCAUUCUCACUUCCUGAGUCCCUGAGCAAUCGACUUCCUCUAAGGCUUACGAGGCAAGAGCACUCUGCCCCGACACUGGGAGAUAUGAUAGAGAAAGUCCUGCCAGGCCAGACCUCAUCCCCGGAGGAUGACUCCAUCAUCAGAGACCUGCUCCCUGAGGAUGCUGGGGUAGACCACCAGACAGUCCACCAGCUGAUCAUGGUGCUCAUGAAGUUCAUGACCAAAGAUCAGAGCAGUGCCGAGGCUGACAUUGGUAGUGCCAAGGCUUUCAACACUGUGAAGCGCCACCUGUACGUACUACUGGGGUAUGACCAGCAGGAGGGCUGCUUCAUGAUUGCCCCCCAAAAGAUGCGCACAUCCACCUGCUUCAGUGCCUUCAUCGCUGGCAUUGCACAAGUGAUGGACUACAACAUUAUUCUGGGAAAACAGCUGCUACCCCUGGUGGUCCAAGUGUUAAAGUACUGCACUUGUCCCCAGCUGAGACACUAUUUUCAGCAGCCGCCCCGUUGCUCUCUCUGGGCCUUGCGGCCACAUAUCAGGCAAAUGUGGCUCAAAGCUCUGCUUGUCAUCCUCUAUAAGUACCCUUACAGAGACAUGGAUGGGAGUAAAGUAGUGCUCCACUUGAUCCACAUCACCAUCAACACACUGAAUGCCCAGUAUCACAGCUGUCGUCCCCAUGCCACAGCAGGUCCCCUUUACAGUGACAACUCCAACAUGAGCCGCUACAGUGAGAAGGAAAAAGAGGAGGACAGCGUAUUUGAUGAGUCAGACAUCCAUGACACACCAACUGGAGCUGGUAACAAGGAGUCACAGACUUUUUUUGCCCGCCUCAAGAGGAUCGGUGGCAGCAAGUCUGUGAAGUACCAGCCAGUGGAGCUGAACGCCAAAAAAAGUGAAAUUGAACUGUCAGAGUACCGAGAGGCCAGCGCCCUCCAGGACAGCAUUCUGCAUUGUGUGAGGGAGGAGAGUACGAGGAAGAAGCGACUACAAGCCAUGCACAAGCAGAAGUCUUUGGACAUCUCCAACACAGACUCCAUCCUCUACAAUCUGGAUGAACACAGACGCAAGUCCUGCAUCGACCGUUGCGACCUGCAGGCGCCCCCUCCUGUCCUUCCCCCUUCCUCCACCACAUCGCACAGCAGGCAUCAUGGCAAAGGCUCAUCUGAUAGCUCCUCAGUUCGGGUGGAGGGGAGCGAUCCCCCCAUCCGUCGCAGUUCUCGGGGAGGUCAGUCAGACAACUCCAAGCCCAUCAUUCCAGAGGUCCGUCUCAGUUGCAUGGAGACCUUUGAUGACAAGCCUAACCAAUGCUCUCCAGGGGGAUCAACUCAGGGCAAGGAAGACCCAGACCUCAUUGACCUGUCCUCUGACUGCACUUCUAUACCAGAGAAACACUCCCUGCUCUCCAUGUCUGACAGUGACUCCCUGGUGUUUGAACCGCUGCCUCCCCUGAGAAUUGUUGAGAGUGACGAGGAGUUUGACUUCAGCGCCAUCAUGGGCUCCCGGCUCAAUGGAGGUGCCAAAGCUCCUGCUUCCCCUGCCAGCAGCAGCACACUACGUCUGUCCCCUGUGGUGCAGGUGAGCAUAGAAGAUUGCUCCAACAACACAGGGACUCCAAAAUCCUCAGCGAGACAACCAAACUCAGAGCAGCCUCCCGUGGAGAGGACGCCACAUCACAUGACUCCUAGCACCUCUCUGGAGCUUCCCGACCAUCCGGAGUAUACCUGCCAUGAGAGCCCCAUGACCCUGAAACAGAAGAGAGACUUGCUGAAGAAGACCCCACAUGUUCCAGACACCUCCCUGGAUGACAUGUCUGUGGCCCCUGAGGAGCAGAAGGCCUGGGUGGUGCCCGGGACGAGUCCAUCUGGGAGGACAAUCUUCUUGGACAUCCCCGAGGACACAGCGGAGCCCCUGUCCUCCCCGGAAAAAGACAACCAUAACAACAAUGGCGAUGAUGAGGAUGGUGAUGAUGAAGAUGAUGACAUCAGCGAUGAGGGGGACAGUGACCCCAAGCCUGACAAUGAGGACGACAACGACGGGGCAGAGUUUAAAAUCCAGAUUAUUCCCCGGCAACGUAAGCAGAGGAAGAUAGCUGUGAGCGCCAUCCAGAGGGAAUACCUGGACAUCUCUUUCAACACUCUGGAUAAACUGGGCGAGCAGCCCACAGACGCUGAUCACAAAGUUCUGUCUGCCUUGGAAAAGCCACGAGAAUCUGCCUCAGCCCCAACCCUUGAAGCUGCCAUGCCAGAAACAAGCCACCGCUCCUCAGUUUCAACUCAGUAUCGGCAGGUGAAGCGAGGCUCUUUGGGAGCUCUGACCAUGAGCCAGCUAAUGAAGAGACAGCUGGAGCAUCAAUCCAGUGCCCCACACAACAUAAGUACCUGGGAGACAGGUCAGUCAAAUCUAAAAUGAAAGGCCCUUUGGGAUUUCAUGGCUAUUCAUCUCCCCUCCAUAGGCCCAACUAAGACAAGUCUCCUGUCUGCCCCGAGCACAGUCAGCAUGUUUGUGCCUGCACCCGAGGAGUUCAUUGAUGAGCAGCCUACCACUAUGACUGACAGGUGUCGUGACUGUGGGGCGGUCCUGGAGGAGUAUGACGAAGAGACACUGGGCCUAGCAGUGGUGGUUCUCUCCAUGUUCAUCCACCUCAGCCCCGACCUGGCUGCCCCAAUGCUUCUCGACAUCAUGCAGUCUGUGGGCAGGUUGGCAUCUAGUGCCAAUUUCCCUGGACAAGCAGAGAGUAUGCUGAUCCCCGGGAACGCGGCAGGUGUGGCGAAACAGUUCCUCCGAUGUAUGUUCCAUCAGCUGGCCCCCAAUGGCAUCCUGCCCCAACUCUUUCAGAGUAACAUCAAAGAUGGAAGCUUUCUAAGAACACUUGCCUCCUCACUAAUAGACUUUAAUGAACUGAGCUCCGUGGCUGCCCUCAACAUGCUACUCGAGGGUUUGAACAAUAAAAAGAAUCUACCAGCAGGGGGCACUAUGCUGCAUUGCCUGGACAACAUAGCUACUUUUAUGGAGGCUCUCCCCAUGGACUCCCCAAGCAACCUGUGGACCACCAUUUGCAACCAGUUCCAGACCUUCCUCGCCAAACUGCCCUCUGUGCUGCCUCUGAAGUGUCCUAUGGAUUCCAGUUUGAGGAUCAUCAUUUGUCUACUGAAGAUCCCGACCACAAAUGCAAUACGGAGCCUGUUGGAGCCCUUCUCCAAACUGCUGAGCUUCGUCAUACAGUAUGGUGUGUUUAGUCUCUCCUACCUGGUAGAGCUCUGUGGCCUGUGUUGCAAAGCCUUCAACAAGGAGAGAGAUAAGUUCUACAUGUCCCGUAUUGUGGUGCUGGAGCUUCUGCAGGCUCUCAAGUUCAAGUCUCCUCUGCCAGACACGAACUUGCUGUUGUUAGUUCAGUUUGUUUGUGCAGAUAUUGGCACCCGGCUAGCAGAAUCCACAAUCAUCCAAAAGCACAUGAUCGCAACACUGCCGGGGUGCACAACAGCAGCAAUGGAAUGCAUGAGGCAAUACACAAGUGAGCUGCUUGACUUCAUUGCAGAUAUGCACACGCUAACCAAACUGAAAAGCCAUAUGAAGGCUUGCUGUCAGCCAUUGCAUGAGGACACCUUUGGUGGGAACCUGAAAGUUGGCUUGGCACAAGUAGCCGCCAUGGAGAUUAGCAAAGGCAACCACCGAGAUAACAAAGCUGUGAUCCGUUAUCUUCCGUGGCUCUACCAUCCUCCCUCUGCCUUGCAACAAGGACCAAAAGAGUUCAUCGAGUGUGUGUCCCACAUUCGGCAAUUGUCCUGGCUACUGCUAGGCUCUCUGACCCACUGUGCCCUGCACCAGGGCUCCACCUCCUGUAUGCCCAUCCCUCUAGAUGCUGGUUCCCACAUUGCAGACCACCUCAUUGUCAUCCUCAUUGGCUUCCCUGAGCAGUCCAAGACCUCGGUGUUGCACAUGUGUUCUCUGUUCCAUGCCUUCAUGUUUGCCCAGCUAUGGACUAUCUACUGUGAACAGGCAGCUGCUGCUCCAGCCCUGCAGAACCAGAACCAUACAGAGUUUUCUUCCAGUGCCAUCCUCACCGGUCUGGAGUUCUGGAGCCGUGUUACACCGAGCAUCUUGCAGCUCAUGGCCCAUAACAAAGUGAUGGUGGAGAUGGUUUGUCUUCAUGUCAUCAGUCUGAUGGAGGCCCUACAGGAGUGCAACUCCACCAUAUUUGUCAAGUUAAUUCCUAUGUGGCUCCCCAUGAUUCAGUCCAACCUAAAGCAUCUGUCUGCAGGGCUGCAGCUGCGUCUUCAGGCCAUCCAGAACCGGGUAAACCACCAAUGUCUCCAGGGCCAGGCCUCAGGAGCCCUUCUGUUUGCCCUACGAAAAUGGCUGCAGUGCACCCAGUUCAAAAUGGCUCAGGUGGAGAUCCAAUCAUCCGAGGCUGCAUCGCAAUUCUACCCCAUGUGACCUGUUCUCCAGCUGCCUCAGAUGUCAUCCAGGGACAAGUCCUCGUAAGGGACCAGCAUGCUUCUGACCUGGUUGACCCAAUUCACAGAGACAACCCCUAGCGUAAACAAAUAUUUGCUGUCUGGGACUCUUUGGGACUGAAUCAUCUUAAACACCUUUAGUAUUACAGUAGUAUAUGUACAGUACAGUAAACUAAUGCUAUUUCAGUGUCCUACCAUUUGAGGGGGUGAUUAAAGGUUGGUAGGCUUGUGAAAGAAAAUAUAUCAGGUGCCUAACUGUUGUAUUCAACGGACAUGACAAGUCUGUAGAUGUUGGAAAUAAUAUCUUUAGACCCACAUUAGUAAUUAUGAGAGUCUGGAAGUGAAUGCUUGUUGAAUUUUAUGCUCACUCAGUGACAUUCAUAUUUCAGAUUUUUAAGUUGCUUGGUUGCA